Messenger RNA from Neltuma alba, 808 nucleotides. Its product is annotated as 40S ribosomal protein S10-1-like. Bases 98 to 631 code for a protein of 177 amino acids. Gene Ontology annotation, cellular component: cytosolic small ribosomal subunit. The record is from RefSeq and is a predicted model, not a curated record. NCBI's taxonomy places the organism in Eukaryota, Viridiplantae, Streptophyta, Magnoliopsida, Fabales, Fabaceae. Gene Ontology annotation, molecular function: structural constituent of ribosome; RNA binding. The transcript has 5 exons.
GUUUUGUAGCUCUCGACCAAGAGCCGGGUAAUCUUCGGUCUCUAGUGUCGCGCACACACGAGCUCUGUGCUUCACUGUCGCCUCCGUUGCUACAGCCAUGAUCAUUCCCGAGAAGAAUCGUCGAGAGAUCUGCAAAUACCUCUUCAAAGAGGGAGUUUGCUAUGCGAAGAAGGACUUCAAUUUGCUGAAACACCCCGAGAUUGAUGUGCCGAAUCUACAGGUGAUUAAGCUGAUGCAGAGCUUUAAGUCGAAGGAGCAUGUCCGUGAGACCUUCGCUUGGAUGCACUAUUACUGGUAUCUCACCAACGAUGGCAUCGAGUUCCUCAGAACCUACCUCAACCUCCCUUCUGAGAUCGUCCCUGCUACUUUGAAGAAACAAGCUAAGCCUGUUGGUAGACCUUUUGGCGGCCCAACUGGCGAUCGGCCAAGAGGUCCACCCAGAUUCGAAGAACGGAGAUUUGGUGACCGCGAUGGAUACCGUGGGGUUCCCCGAGGACCUGGUGGUGACUUUGGUGACAAGGGUGGAGCGCCUGUCGAUUACAGACCUUCUUUCGGGGGUUCUGGUGGGAGAUCUGGUUUUGGACGUGGUGCUGGGGGUUUCGGAGCUCCAACUAGUUUAGACCUUUCCUAAAUAUAUUGAUAUGUGCCAGAGUUUUUGGAAUUAUUAGUCAUUUGGUUAUAUAGACAAAUUGUGACUUAGUUUGGAGUUUAGAGUAGACCUCCGGAUAUUGUUUGAGCGACGUGACAUUAUUGUUUUCUUAUGAGCUAUAUUGUGCAAUGAAUAUUUUCAAUUCUCUUUUUGCUUAUC